AUGCUGCUACCUGUUCCUGCUGGGGGGGAUCUGGAUGAGGGUCUGAUCUCAGUGACCUUAUACAGAGGUUUAGCUGAUAUUGUGACUCAUGUAAAGAAAGGGCUCUAUGUACAGGUGACAUCAGACAUAUUACUGGAUAUAAACACAGCUGAUAAUUAUGUUAUUGUAUCAGAUGACCUUAAAACUGCAUCUUAUACAGAUAUAGACCAGCAGCGACCAGAUACACCAGAGAGAUUUACAAGUUAUUCUCAGGUAUUAAGUACCAGGAGCUUUUCCUCAGGACGGCAUUACUGGAAUGUGGAGACAAAUAAUUCAGGGUACUGGUGGGUAGGGGUUUGUUAUCCCAGCAUGAUGAGGGGAGGAGAUGAUUCAGGGAUAGGAGAUAAUGACAAGUCCUGGUGCAUUGAUAGUAAUUGUGCACUGCUACAUAAUACAAUAUUUACCUCAUUUGACCCCCCUCUAUCAUGUGACAGGGUGGGAAUACUGCUGGACUAUGAGGCUGGGCGUCUGUCCUUUUAUGAGCUGUGUGACCCAAUCAGACACCUGCACACUGUCACUGAGACCUUCACUGAGCCUCUUCAUGCUGCAUUCGGUGUAGAAGAUAAUACCUGGGUGAGAGUAAUGUGCUAGAUACACUGACCAUAAUAAUAAUGCUGCUACCUGUGAGUGAUGUUUGUGCAUUGUGCACAUUUUGUGUGAACUGUACUAGAAAUAAAAUACUUGUGUAUAAAAA
Molecule: messenger RNA, 733 nt
Organism: Bombina bombina (fire-bellied toad)
Lineage: Eukaryota; Metazoa; Chordata; Amphibia; Anura; Bombinatoridae
Product: E3 ubiquitin-protein ligase TRIM39-like
Exons: 2
Coding region: 1-630 (209 amino acids)
Molecular function (GO): protein binding
Source: RefSeq, a predicted model, not a curated record